Molecule: messenger RNA, 926 nt
Organism: Harpegnathos saltator (Jerdon's jumping ant)
Lineage: Eukaryota; Metazoa; Arthropoda; Insecta; Hymenoptera; Formicidae
Gene: galla-2
Product: MIP18 family protein galla-2
Exons: 4
Coding region: 173-643 (156 amino acids)
Cellular component (GO): cytosolic [4Fe-4S] assembly targeting complex
Source: RefSeq, a predicted model, not a curated record
CAGCAUUCGUCGACAUUCUUGGUAAAUAAUAGUCUAUGGUUGAUCUAGCGAAACAGAACCGAAUAGUGAGGCGACACGUUCGCUUUGUGUGUCCAAAAGUUAUACUAUAAUAACUAUAAUUAUAAUUAUAAUAACAACAGCAAUAACAAAAACUCUUAUAAGGUGAUUCACGAUGGCCGAAAAUUUGGAAAAUAUUAAUCCGAAGCUCUAUAAAAAAUUGGAUGAGAGAAAAAUUACAUUCGAAGAGCAAGAUGAAGAUACUGUUGAUGAAUUUGAUGCUAGAGAAGUUUUUGAUUUAAUUAGGAAUAUCAAUGACCCAGAACAUCCACUAACUUUGGAGGAAUUAAAUGUAGUGGAACAGAGUCUCAUCCAGGUUGACAAUAAGAAAAAUACAGUAGAUGUAAAAUUCACACCCACUAUUCCUCAUUGCAGUAUGGCUACUUUAAUAGGAUUAUCCAUUCGUGUGCAAUUGUUGCGCACCUUACCUGUUAGGUUCAAGGUGAGCGUAGAAAUCUCUCCUGGUACGCAUGUCUCAGAAGCAUCAUUGAACAAGCAACUGGCUGAUAAGGAAAGAGUAGCUGCUGCCAUAGAGAAUUCCAUGCUGCUUGGGCUGCUCAAUCAGUGUUUGAUGCCAAAAAAUUAGUGUGCCGUAGAACUGUGAAAUUGUGAGACAAUGACAUAUGUGUACAUAAUGUAUAUCUGUUGUUGUGUGUGCGUAUAUAUAUAUAUAUAUAAUCAUGAAACAGAUUUUAUUUUUCAAAGCAUAAAUAGUAGACAGAGAACAACACUAUGCAGUGUUACUUGUAAAUAAUAAUUAAUAUUCGUAGAUAAAUAUUUAAUAUUUAAUAUUCAUAGAUAAUAUUGGAGAAGAUUAUUUCCCUCCUUAACUUUCUCUUUCACAGGCUCUAUGUAUAUGUUGCUUUUCA